UACAACUAUCUUCUUUAUAAAAGGGAAGGGAAUGGGGGGAUACCUAGUCAACUGUACAACUAUCUUCUUUAUAAAAGGGAAGGGAAUGGGGGGAUACCUAGUCAACUGUACAACUAUCUUCUUUAUAAAAGGGAAGGGAAUGGGGGGAUACCUAGUCAACUGUUCAACUGAAAAGGCCAAUGCUCUUUAUUUUUCUCGUAGCUCCUUGUGUUCUCUGUCAGUUCUGGCGCUAGUGGCUGUUGUGUUCAUGGUACCAAUGAAAGACAGAAGUGAGGAUGUGUUAAGCUUUUUGAAUGGUGCCCUUGAUGUUGCUCCAGCUACUCAAAGCACCUCAGGAAAAAUCAAAGGUCCCGAGAACACCUUUGGUAAACCAGCUCCAACCCCAGGUCCCGAGAACACCUUUGGUAAACCAGCUCUAACCCCAGGUCCCGAGAACACCUUUGGUAAACCAGCUCCAACCCCAGAAAUCUCAAAUGUUACGCAGACUGAAAACUCUGCUUGUUUAACAGAUGUUGUAGACUCAGAUGCCAGAUCCAAAGAGAAAUGCAACUCUGAUGAUCUUACAGAUGCAGAACGAUCUGAAAGUAACUCUGCAGAAAGCAGAGAGGAUUAUGAUGACUCUCUGGGAUCUAAUUCAAAGAUGACACAAACUGUGACAGACGACAGUAGCAGCGACGAGACUGACAGUUCUCCUCCAAGUGAUGUGAGAAAAUACAAACAACCUCCAGGAAGGAGAACCAUAAACCCAGACCAUGUCGACAGCAUGCAGACAACCACCAGGCAGGAUCCAACCAAUGGGAGCGAGGAGCUGGAUAGAGAGACUCAGAGGGACCCCACAGUGGGGAGAGAGAGAACCAGCAGAGUGCUCAUUGAUCUCAACAGUGAAGAGGAUGUGAUGGUGGGCUGUCAGGGUACUGUCUGUGUGCCCGGAGAGCAGGGGACUACAGUCAAUGGAGAAACCAGAGAUGACAUCAGCACUGAGACGAACCCAGUCGGUAGGUUUAGAGGAAACACACAUGAACAAUAAAACAAUCCCAGUAAAAACCCUGAGGUCCCUGAGCACUUCUGUUCAGAUGGUAAGUAGGGUUAUGUGUUCUGGUAAGGGAAGAUACAGAGAAACAGCAGAUUAUUUAUAUCCACCUAAAUAUGUGCUGGAAACACUUUGGUGAGGUAAAUAUCACUUUCUCGUAUUGCGAAACCCACAAAUGUUCUCUAGCAGGUCUGAAAAUAUUUCCUGUUUUGCAAAAAUAUUUAAAUUGAUGUGGUGAAUUCGAAACAUUACCCCAGUGAAUACUUUGUAUAACAAUUUCUGUUUCAAAUAAGAGCACUGCUUCUAAGACCUAAGUAGAAACAGACCAGAGGUGUUACCUACCGGAGGUCAACCUACAUCCAUAUUACACAUUCAACAGCACACCACUGU
Messenger RNA from Oncorhynchus gorbuscha (pink salmon), 1420 nucleotides. RefSeq lists its product as uncharacterized. Bases 32 to 1027 code for a protein of 331 amino acids. NCBI's taxonomy places the organism in Eukaryota, Metazoa, Chordata, Actinopteri, Salmoniformes, Salmonidae. The record is from RefSeq and is a predicted model, not a curated record. The transcript has 10 exons.